Molecule: messenger RNA, 714 nt
Organism: Rotaria sp. Silwood1
Lineage: Eukaryota; Metazoa; Rotifera; Eurotatoria; Philodinida; Philodinidae
Source: the annotation of a GenBank genome assembly
AUGGGCGCAGUUCAAGACAAACUUUCCAGUCAAUCAGCUUACAAUAAAAAACUUAAUGAAGCUGAAUUUGAAAGGCAAAAAAAGUUAAUACAAUUAGAGACAGAAAAACCAAAAAAUGAAAAUGAAAAUGAACGUGAAAAAUUGGCAUUACAAAAAAAACAAGCUGAAGCUGAAUUUCAAUUGACGAAGGCAGCAUUAUUACUUGGUUUUCAAACUGCUAUUCGGAAAAUUGAAGCUGAAUUGAUUAAAACAAGAAUGGUCAGUCAAUCAUCGCUUUUUGAAAAGUUUGUUGACUUUAUGCGACAAACAUUAAAUACGAACGAUGCUUUAAUAACGCAACAAACUAAAUUUCCAUCAUCACUUGAAUUUCAAACUUAUAUUAGAAAAGCUGAAGCUGAAUUUAUCAAAAUGAAUAUGGUAAUGCAAUCAUCUAUUUUUGAAACAUUUAUGAAUUUUAUGCAACAAGCAUUAAAUCUGAAUAACGCUUGGGUUAGACAACAAACUAAAUUAUAUGAAUUAGCUAUUGUAAAUGAACAUCAGUCCAAUUACUUCAUGAAAAAAGCAAAUAGUAUAAGAACUCUCGAUGCUCGACAAUUAAUCAACUUUAGUUUUGAAAAAUUCGAAUAUUUAAAUCAUCAAAAUGCUCAAGAAAUGAAUUAUUUCGAGUCUCAAUUAAUAAAUAUCCUUAGAAUAACUCAUGGUAAUGAUUCUUAA